AGGAGCGAGGAGGCGAUGAGAGGAAGGUGCAAUAAACACACAGGGCGUCUGCGCCUAUCUAAGUAGGACAAUAAAGUGAAAACGGUAUCAAUGUUCUAACAAUGGAUUUGUCAGACAUGCUUGUUCUUAAAGUUUUCCUGUUCGUGUACUUACUAAACCACACCCAAGGACACUAUAGAAAUCCCCUGAACAAGUACAUCCGUCACUAUGAAGGUCUCACCUACGAGACAGAGGUGGUACACAGCAAUCAUCAGAGGGCCAAGAGGGCGCUCUCUCAUGAAGACAAGUUCCUACAUUUAGAUUUUCACGCCCAUGGAAGGCAUUUCAAUUUACGGAUGAAAAGGGAUACCAGCUUGUUUUCUCAAGAUUUCAAGGUAGACGUUUCAGGAGAUGAGGUUCCAUUUGAUACCUCUCAUAUCUACACCGGAGAAAUCUACGGUGAGAAAGGGACCCUGACUCAUGGCUCCAUUGUGGAUGGUAAGUUUGACGGCUUCAUUCAGAGCUACCAAGGCACCUACUACGUGGAGCCUGCUGAGAGAUACCUGGAGGGCAAAGACGUUCCCUUCCACUCCGUCAUCUACCAUGAAGAUGACAUACACUACCCGCACAAGUACGGCCCAGAGGGAGGCUGCGCUGAUAGCUCAGUGUUUGAAAAGAUGAAGAAGUUCCAAGCCUCGGCCGUUCAGGAGCCACCCAAGGAGCUCCACACUGAGGCGAGCUCUAAUGACCCGGUGCUGCUGAGGAAGAAGAGGAUGGCGCAGAUUGAGAAAAACACCUGCCAGCUGUUCAUUCAGACCGACCACCUCUUCUUCAAGUACUACAAGACCCGGGAGGCUGUCAUCGCUCAGAUCUCCAGUCACGUCAAAGCUAUCGAUGCUAUCUAUCAGGGAACAGACUUCAUGGGCAUCCGCAACAUCAGCUUCAUGGUGAAAAGGAUCAGGAUAAACACCACCAGUGAUGAGAGGGACCGGUCCAACCCGUUCCGCUUUGCCAACAUUGGCGUGGAGAAGUUCCUGGAACUGAACUCGGAGCAGAACCACGACGACUACUGCUUAGCUUACGUCUUCACCGACAGAGACUUUGAUGACGGCGUGUUGGGUUUGGCCUGGGUCGGAGCCCCUUCAGGGAGCUCGGGAGGCAUCUGUGAAAAGAGCAAGCUGUAUUCUGACGGAAAAAAGAAGUCUCUCAACACUGGUAUAAUCACUGUACAGAAUUAUGCCUCCCACGUACCUCCAAAAGUCUCCCAUAUCACUUUCGCACAUGAAGUAGGACACAACUUUGGCUCCCCGCAUGACUCUGGAUCUGAGUGCACUCCAGGAGAAUCCAAGAGCCAAGACAAGAAGGAGAAGGGCAAUUAUAUUAUGUAUGCAAGAGCAACAUCGGGAGACAAGCUCAACAAUAAUAAGUUCUCCGUCUGUAGCGUGCGCAACAUCAGCCAGGUGCUGGAGAAGAAGAGAGGAAACUGUUUUGUCGAGUCUGGUCAGCCCAUCUGUGGCAACGGCCUAGUGGAGCCCGGAGAGGAGUGUGACUGCGGCUACAGCGACCAGUGCAGGGACCAGUGUUGCUAUGAUGCAAACCAGCCUGACAACAAGAAGUGCAAGCUCAAGCCCAACAAAGUCUGCAGUCCCAGUCAGGGUCCCUGUUGUACUCGAGAGUGCUCCUACAAAGGUCGUAAUGAGAAGUGCAGAGAGGAGUCGGAGUGCGCUCACCAGGGCAUGUGUAACGGAGUCGGCGCACAGUGCCCCACAUCCGAGCCAAAGGCCAACUUCACCGCCUGCCACGGAGAGACUCAAGUCUGCCUCAACGGGGGCUGCUCCGGCUCCAUCUGUGAGAAGUACGGGCUGGAGGCCUGCACCUGUGCCAGCCAAGAUGGCAAGGACGAGACUGAGCUCUGUCACGUGUGCUGCAUGGAAAAGAUGAAUCCCAACACGUGCAGCAGCACAGGAUCGGAGCGCUUGUCUCGUUUUUUUAAUAAGAAGGUGACCACGCUGCCAGCCGGCUCCCCGUGCAAUGACUUCAAAGGCUACUGUGACGUGUUCAUGAAGUGCCGUCUGGUCGAUGCAGACGGCCCACUGGCCAGGCUGAAGAAGGCCAUCUUCAACCCAGAGCUCUAUGAAAACAUUGCCGAGUGGAUUGUGGCCCAUUGGUGGGCGGUGCUAUUGAUGGGCAUCGCCCUCAUCAUGCUUAUGGCCGGAUUCAUCAAGAUCUGCAGUGUGCACACACCGAGCAGUAACCCCAAACUUCCUCCUCCCAAACCUCUUCCAGGCACUUUGAAGCGGCGGCGAGCGCAGCAGCACGCUAACUCCCAGGUGCAGAACCAAUCCCAGCACCCGCACGGCCACCAGCACGGACACGGCGGCCAGCGGCAGCCCCCGAGGCAGCCUCAGCGUCAGGCGCAGCCGCAGAGGCACCACCGCCAGCCCAGAGAGAACUAUCAGAUGGGCCAGAUGAGACGCUGAGACCCCGCCCCACCCCCCUCCCCCCAAUGCCUUGGCUCCUCCUUGUGCCUACAGUGGGAAACAAAAAGCGUCACUCCAUCCAAAGAAAAAGCCUGACAUGGUUGUUAGUCGUCAUCAUAUCCUCCAUUUACAGACAAAAACAGACAUGUGAAAAAGAGAAAACACUAUCUAGCAACUCCAUUGGUUCUUUGAGGAGUGGACUCGACCAUCAGCCAUUUCCAAUGCAGUGCGAUCAAGCAUCCUUUUCCACCUUUCUUUUCUUUUCUCAGUUGAAGGAGUGCCAAGGAGUUAAGGAAUCAUGUGUAGCUUUAGUACAUUCUGUGAUGUGUUUUUGUUUUAUUGCAACGUCUUCUUGAGUGACACGCCCGUGGCUGCUGGUGAAUUGUUCCGUGAUUUUUUUCCAUUUUUUUUUCGCCAUUCUAGCCAGGAAUGAGAGACACUCGGUGGGGAUUUGCGACACUUGAUUUACACAUGUCAAACGGCAAAAGACACAGGCUCCGGUCUCUCGUGCAGACCGUCUUCUGCAUGUGACUGUACAUAUUUAGUGUAUCAUAAGUGAAAACAAACUAUUUCUUCUACUGUAAAUGUGUAAUUCUUCACUUUUUUUCUUUUUGUUUCGGUUAGUGCUCUCAGGACUCUUAACACGUAAUUGAAGGAAUAAUGGUUGUGAUGAGUUCCUUGGACGUUGCUGUUGAGGAUUUGGCGCCAUCAAGUUCUCUUUGCAGUCGUCCAAUCAGGUGGAUCUCUUUCACGUUCGUCAGAUGGAUAGAUUUCAAAUUUGAAGGUCACCAUAUCCCACUUUUUCAGGCCUUCUUUGUUCAAGGUCCCUUUUUUCAUCUUUUUUUUUAUUGUCUUGCUAACAUCAUGUUGCGGAACAAGCUAAAUGAGGUGAAGAGUGUUGGAACAGAAAGGGAGGAUCACCUUUUAUUGUCUUUACCGAAUUGUUUUUGAUAAAGAAUGAAUAACCACUAACUGAAGCUGAGGACCGUUCUACCUGCUCAGAUAUGAAGACGAGGGAAAGGCUGCUGUGGCUUAUUUUUAGAAGUGAGAGUGUAUCAUGUUACAGAGUUAGUUUACAUGAGUGUGGAAAUGAAUUGAAUAACGACUCCGGUGUAGAUGUAUAAAAAAAAUGUUAGAAGAAAUCAUUCUAUUAUUCUUCAGAUAGCCAAUCUAAGAAUCGUUCAAUGUGGGCAUGCAGACACAUUUAUUAAAUGUGACUUUUAAUUGACCAAGGUCUGUAACAUUUGUAUGUCACGCAAUGCUAUUUCCAUUGACAGCUAUUAAUGUGAGUCUUAAAACCAGUGGAAGGCGCAGUGUAACGCAGCAGUAUUGUCGCACUACUCACACAUCUCCUCAGUGUGUUCACUAGUUUCACAAGAGGCAAGCUGCUGCUGUUUCUUUUUUAUUUAAACUCACCUGCUGUUUACUCAGAUUUCAUUACGGACUGAAUCCCCUUAAGAGCUCAUGAGUGCUGGCCUCUAUUAACAUCAGUGUGCUAUCAACAGCUGAUCUUUUGAGCACAGGUUUCGUAAAAACACAGGAGCCAGUGAAAAUGGAAAACAUGAAGGAGAGGAGAUGGUUUGUUGUUGGAUUUUCUGACCUCAGGUGUUUUCUUCCAACCUUCGCUGCAGCACAGCAUGAGGGGCACUUUGGAAAAUGACAACAUGAUAACACUAAGCAACAAGAUUUGAUUUUCUGGUAAGGAUAUUUUGUGCAAAAUGUCAUGUUUAACUCGCCUAAAAAACAUUUCUCCCACCAAAUGGGAUGUGGCGAGUGGGUGAGCAAUUUGCUAUAGACACAUUUUGCACAAUAUAAUUGACAGUUUGUGCUCUGACUUUAUUUUAUCCUAGCAUUAUCAUUUUUAAAUGCAUGCAAUACUAAUCACAACUAAUAUCUUACAACACUGAUGGUUGUAACAUUCACACAUGUGCUCUGGAGGGGACGUAUAAAAUAACGUGUCUCACGGUUCAAAAGGCCGGUGAAUUUGGCCGGUCGGCGGUCGCUAUAUAACGUCUCAUGUCUGUACAAAGUGGAGGUCUUUUUAAAUUUCAUCCUGGAGGCUGGAUCACGCCUGUUAAAGCCUGGAGAAUCUACGUGUAAACUUGUACAGUACUUCGAAAAAUUUGCAUUUCAUUUGAAAAUGGAAAAAUGACAUUUUGAUACAUCAGUUUAAUUUUUUGUAUUCUAAUUCCAGUUGUUCGAAAAUGUUCAUAUGUGACAAACUUUCCUCUCCUCUUAAGUUAUUUAUGUUCUUCUAUGUGCUAGUUGAACUGGAGUUUGCUUAUGAUACUUUUCUCCACCAUCAUCGUUGGUAAAAACAAUUCAGGGUGAUGGAGUCAAUGUUACAUUCUCAUUUCUGUCUUUGUUCUCCUGUGGCAUGGUUUGGGUAGAAGAGCAGAGGAAUAAUGCCUGUAAAUUUACUUUCUUUUUAAUUUCGUAGUCUUGGUAAAGUUUUUAGAUAAACGUGCACUGAAAAUGUCCAAAUUGAGUUGAAAUGUUGUAGGUGAUGUAGGCCGAAAGAACACGAUUAAAAAGUAAUACUACUGUCUGAUUUUAAUGUUCACUGUGUUUUAUACAGUAUCGGAAAUUUUUGUUCACUUUGAACAUUUUUACUAAAAAAAAAUUUCAAAUUGUAUUGUGCAAAGAGAUGUAAUUUUUGGAGUACUUGAAAUGCAUUAAUUAAAAGACUCGUUCAAAAAUAAAAUAGACCCCUGUUUACUGUC
Molecule: messenger RNA, 5182 nt
Organism: Eleginops maclovinus (Patagonian blennie)
Lineage: Eukaryota; Metazoa; Chordata; Actinopteri; Perciformes; Eleginopidae
Product: disintegrin and metalloproteinase domain-containing protein 10-like
Biological process (GO): membrane protein ectodomain proteolysis; Notch signaling pathway
Cellular component (GO): plasma membrane; synaptic membrane
Molecular function (GO): metalloendopeptidase activity involved in amyloid precursor protein catabolic process
Source: RefSeq, a predicted model, not a curated record